AUGUUUGCUAGCUUAAUAUUCACAUUGGUCGCUGUGAUCAACUUUACAAAUGCAUUCUACCUACCAGGUGUUGCUCCUACUUCGUACAAAGAGAAUGAGAAGAUUCCAUUAUUAGUGAACCAUAUCACACCUAGUGUGUUUCAUGAAAACAAAAAUAAAGAAGAUUAUGUGUAUUCAUUUGAUCACUAUCAUCCAAUGCUGCAUUUUUGUCAACCUGAAAAACUAGAAAAACAACCAGAAUCAUUGGGUUCAAUCAUAUUCGGUGAUCGUAUUUAUAACUCUGCGUUUGAUAUCACAAUGUUGAAAAAUGAAACCUGUAAAAGUUUGUGUCAAACAACUUAUCCACCAACUGAUGCUGGAUUUGUCAACAAAUUGAUUGAAAAUGGCUUUUCUUAUAACUGGUUGAUUGACGGCUUACCAGCCGCCAGAAGAUUGCAUGAUAAACGAACAGAUUCUGACUUUUAUGGUGCAGGUUUUGAAUUGGGAUUUGUUGAUAAAGAUGGGAAAGCUCAUCUAGAUAACCAUUUCGACAUUCAAAUCGAAUAUCACGAACGUGAAGAUGGUCAAUUCAGAAUUGUUGGUGUGACCGUGGAGCCACAUUCAUGGGAUAGAACUGAAGCUGAAUGCUCUGCCCAAGAAUAUCAACCAGUGUUUGUUUCACCAAAAGAUGCAACUAAUGUUGUUUUCACCUAUGAUAUUACUUUUGUUCCUUCAGCUACCGUUUGGGCAACUAGAUGGGAUAAAUAUUUGCAUGUUUAUGAUCCAAAAAUCCAAUGGUUUUCAUUGAUUAAUUUUUCAUUGAUUGUUGUUUGCUUAUCAUUAGUUAUGGCUCACAUUUUGGUUAGGGCUUUAAAGAAUGAUAUUACUCGUUAUAAUGAUGUCAAUUUAGAUGAUGAAUUCCAAGAUGAAUCAGGAUGGAAAUUAGUUCAUGGUGAUGUUUUCAGAGCUCCAAAAAAUCCAUUAUUAUUAUCAGUUUUAGUUGGUAGUGGUAUUCAGUUAUUCUUGAUGUCAUUUACAACUAUUGGUUUUGCUCUGUUGGGUUUAUUAUCCCCAUCUAAUAGAGGAUCUCUUUCAACGGUUAUGUUUAUUCUUUAUGCCCUUUUUGGAUCUGUGGGAUCAUUUAUUUCAGGGUCGAUUUAUAAAUUUUUCGGGGGUGAAAAAUGGAAGCUGAAUAUGAUCUUGACCCCAGUUUUAGUCCCAGGAGGUAUUUUAGUCACUUUUGCAUUUUUGAACUUUUUUUUAAUCUUUGUUAAAUCUUCAGGUGCAGUCCCAGCAGGUACAUUAUUAGCUAUAGUUGUUAUUUGGUUUAUUAUUUCAGUCCCGUUAUCUGCUGUUGGAUCGCUAUUAGCAUUGAAAAAAGAACAAUUAUCCCAACCAGUUCGUACUAAUCAAAUCCCAAGACAAAUUCCAACCCAACCAUUUUAUUUGAAAACAAUUAUUGUUGCAUUAGUUGCAGGAAUUUUCCCAUUUGGGUCAAUUUCGGUUGAAAUGUAUUUUAUUUAUUCAUCAUUAUGGUUUAACAGAGUCUUCUACAUGUUCGGGUUCCUAUUUUUCUGCUUCUUAUUGAUGGCCAUAACUACUUCUUUAGUUACUGUUUUAAUGACCUACUACACACUAUGUGCAGAAAACUAUAAAUGGCAAUGGAGAUCAAUGUUUAUUGCAGGUGGUUGUUCAAUUUAUGUCUUUAUCCAUGCAAUCAUUUUAUCCAAAUUUUCAUUAGGUGGAUUCACUACUAUUGUUUUAUAUGUUGGAUAUUCAUUAUUGAUUAGUGUUCUGGCAUUCAUAUUGACUGGUUCAAUUGGGUUUAUUGCCAGUUUGAUGUUUGUCAGAAAGAUAUACUCAUCUGUCAAGAUUGAUUAA
Molecule: messenger RNA, 1860 nt
Organism: Hansenula anomala
Lineage: Eukaryota; Fungi; Ascomycota; Saccharomycetes; Phaffomycetales; Wickerhamomycetaceae
Product: transmembrane 9 family protein
Exons: 1
Coding region: 1-1860 (619 amino acids)
Biological process (GO): protein localization to membrane; vacuolar transport
Cellular component (GO): fungal-type vacuole membrane; endosome
Source: RefSeq, a predicted model, not a curated record